Molecule: messenger RNA, 1017 nt
Organism: Schizosaccharomyces cryophilus OY26
Lineage: Eukaryota; Fungi; Ascomycota; Schizosaccharomycetes; Schizosaccharomycetales; Schizosaccharomycetaceae
Exons: 1
Coding region: 383-808 (141 amino acids)
Source: RefSeq, a predicted model, not a curated record
CGCCCGAGUAUCUCCAUAUAAGAUAAAGUAUGAAAGGGAUCCAAUUUAUUGUUAAAAGAACCAAAAACCCGUUUCUUAAGAGUGACUCCAAAUCGUUAUAUCUCUUUAGUAGGCUUUGCCAAAGACGUCUAUUAUAUUCCUCUUCAUACUGAGGAGGGAUUUCAGACGUUAGAGGAGCAGUUUCCUCAAAAUCCUCUUCAGGUGGACUCAUUCUUAAAAAUUAAAAAAAAAAGAUGGUGGUGACUUUGAAUGGGAGUAACUGAUUUCAAUGUUAUCCAUCAUCUCCCUUCCGACUGACGUCGAAUUCAUCCUCCUUCCUUCCAUUCCGACUUUACAGCGAAUCCUCCUCAAAGAACAUCUCAAUUUUUAAAUACAAAUCAACAUGCUUCAACCACGGGUUAUGUGGAGAUAUCGCCUACCUGAAGAUGAUUCAGGUGAUACAUACGAGAAGAUCAGUCAAGAAUUAACAAAGGUGAAUAAAAGACAGGUUUUAGCGGCUUGCUGUAUUUUCUUCAUAUGCUUUACACAUAUUGUUUUGGCAUCAACAUUAAAAUACCAUGGAAAAGCGCACUUAGUCAUUUGGCUUUAUUUUGCUAUCCCUAUAAUUCUCGUGUUGACCUUUCCUGGGGUUGGAUCAGAAAAUUGUACACGGUUACCAAAAAAGGAAAAGGAAAGGCGCGAUAGGGAACAGCAACUCUCAAAUGCAGGAACCAAUGGCCCUUCAAACCUGCACCCUCACCCUCACCUGCAUCCUCAGGAAAACCAAUCUUUACCGCAAUACACUGAAACAAACGAAACUAAAGAGUAAAGAAAUACAAGGCAGCAUUACGAAAUCCGUCAUAGAAUUCAUUAAAAAACAAUAAAUCUACCAUCUAAUUCUGCAGUGAUUAACUUUUUUAUUUAGCCCUAAAAUUCCAUUAUUCUACUUGGAAUUUGUCACGACAGUGGACAAGGACUAUUUACUGGAUUUUCUCAUGAACCUUAUCUUCUACCCUUCUACCCUUCUACCCUUCUACC